Molecule: messenger RNA, 365 nt
Organism: Rhizophagus irregularis DAOM 181602=DAOM 197198
Lineage: Eukaryota; Fungi; Glomeromycota; Glomeromycetes; Glomerales; Glomeraceae
Molecular function (GO): protein binding
Source: RefSeq, a predicted model, not a curated record
AUUACCGAUGAAACUAAAGUCAAUAUCGAUAAUGGUAAACCUAUUACGAAGAUAGAAGUAUCUCCUAAUGAAGAAUACCUUGUUAUUUAUAAUCAAGAAGAUAAAUCAAUUAUCGGUUGGAAUAUAUAUGAAACAAAUAAAACAAAUAGGGAAAAGCGUUAUACAGUUGAUGAGGUCAAUAAUCUGGACAAAAUAUGUGUUUCUGAUGAUAAAAAUCUUGUUUAUAUAUGUAAUAAUAAACCUAGAAUAAUCGAUAUGAAUAAUAAUACAAAAGAGAUUAAACUAUAUGACGACGAAAGUAUUUAUGAGAACCAUUGUACUUUCAAUGUAAAAGGUGAAUUUAUUAUGUGUAACAAAGUGUCGAA